Messenger RNA from Tarenaya hassleriana, 873 nucleotides. Its product is annotated as E3 ubiquitin-protein ligase RING1. Gene Ontology annotation, biological process: protein ubiquitination. Bases 290 to 784 code for a protein of 164 amino acids. The transcript has a single exon. Gene Ontology annotation, molecular function: ubiquitin protein ligase activity. The record is from RefSeq and is a predicted model, not a curated record. Lineage: Eukaryota; Viridiplantae; Streptophyta; Magnoliopsida; Brassicales; Cleomaceae. Gene Ontology annotation, cellular component: cytoplasm.
AAAUAGAUAGAAACAGAAAAAAAAAUAGAAUGUAACACGGAAAUCCACGCAUCUGGAAGAGGAAAGUUAUAGAUGUUUCCUUUUCCAUGACCUUUUCCUAAUUGUUACAGGAAAUCCUUUUAUUUAAGUCUCAGAGGCUCUGCUUCUUCCUCCUGUCUCCAAAUUUCUUCAUCGCCAUUCAAGGUUCCUUAGAUUUUCCCGAGAAAGUUGAACUCUUUUCCUGGAAAUCUCGUGAAGUUCUCACUUUUCCCGAGAAAGUUUGGUUCUUAAUCUUGCCGGUGUUCGUGAGAUGUCGUCGGAUAGAGAUUCGUCUGAGAUUUCGUUGCCUUUCCAGCUUCAGUUACGCCAAAUCGAACUGGAUGAAGACAUAGCGAUCCUGUUCGAGUUCGGUCCUGGGACCCAAACCUUCCUAAACGGCGGCGUGCCGGGAAAACAGGGGAGACCGCCGGCGUCAAAAUCGGCGGUGGAGGGGAUGCCACGUGUCGAGAUCAAGGAAGAGGAAGGGGGGAGUUGUGUGAUAUGCCUGGAGGACUGGUCUGGAGGUGAAGUGGCGGCGGAGAUGCCGUGUAAGCACAGGUUUCAUUCGAAGUGUGUGGUAGAGUGGUUGGGGAUUCAUGGGACUUGUCCUCUUUGUAGAUAUGAGAUGCCCGUGGAAGAUGAAUUGGUGGAGGAAGUAGAUAUUAUGUUCGGAAUGGCCAUUAAUGGCGGUGGAAGAAGAAGCGAAACAGCGAGCGGAGGAGAAUCCGAAGCUGAUUCAGAGCCUAUGAACGAAACAGAGGUUUAGUUGGGAGGAAAAAAUCAGGCUUUUUUUUUUAGGUUUUUUUUUUAUGCUUUGCAUAGGGGAAGAAUUGAAAUUUGUAAAUUGGGUUUUUU